Messenger RNA from Gregarina niphandrodes, 6045 nucleotides. RefSeq lists its product as hypothetical. The record is from RefSeq and is a predicted model, not a curated record. Lineage: Eukaryota; Apicomplexa; Conoidasida; Eugregarinorida; Gregarinidae. The transcript has a single exon. Bases 1 to 6045 code for a protein of 2014 amino acids.
AUGGAUGUCAAAUUGGGUCUGCGUGGUCUGCCUUAUCCCUCGCCCAUAUACCCCACGUUGCCUAGUAAUACGUCGGCCCGUGACAGUGACGGUGAUGAGCAUUUGAAGGGCGUGCUGGAUUACUUUAGACGGCACGCUCAACCGGGAACGACCCUGCAAUUGCAUGCCGUCAAAGUGCCCUACGGCACCACGAUCCACAUCGCAUACAAACCUGACUAUCGCGAAUGGACCAUUGGCACCAACGACUGGGUUCGCAGUUUCCAUAUCCCCACGAGCGAACCUAGCGAAGACUUGUUGGAGUAUUGUAGAGGUCGGAAGAAACCGACGCAUCGAAGUGACGAACGUGUGAUAGCUGCUGCAGUCACCUGGUCCGCCAUUUUACGCCAACGGCCGUCCGAUGAACAGAAGCUACUAAGACAGAUAUUAGCCGUGGGCACACUUACCGGAACCCUAACUAAUGUUGCUUCGGGUCAAAUCGACUACGACGCAGUGCUGCCGUAUGACUGUCAGCAUCCCGAGGUGUUCAAAAACGGUGCCGUCUUCCAUGGCUUCAGUCUUAACACUGGCAGUUCCGUCCUCCUAACAAACGAAGUGCCUCUUACAACGGUCUUUAUAAAACUGGGUCUGGAUGUGACCGAGACAGUCCAAGAUAACCGCUGUGUCUACGAUGCCACUAACUGCCGUCGAGCGUACGACGAUAUCCGUCGAAUAGCCAACGAAUACAUCUGCCAGGAAAUUGAAAGUGGAACACAAAUCCUUCACCCGCAGGAAGGGCUGCAAACUAAUGCGUUGGGUCGCAACGAUCCGCUCCAUCGUAACGAUCCACUCCAUCGUAACGAUCCGCUCCAUCGUAACGAUCCGCUCCACCUAAAGCUGUACAGCUGGAGGAUUUGCAACACGCAACCGGAUCAAGUAAGUACGGUGAAAAAGAUCGUGGCCAGAAAGGCAGUGGCUGACGUAGAAGCAAACCCCACCUGGUUCGUGGGCUAUAUUCCGUCUCUGACUUGCAUGCUGCAGGGCACUCUUGAUCAACUACUCUGUGCGGUUUUCGACGGAAUUGAAUCUGAAAGACCAAAAGGAUCAAAAGCUGUCAAGGAACUGGUAGACGUCCGUAUAACCAGACUCACACCAUACGGAAGAGAAGCACUGAUUGCCAUCCUUUCCACCGCUAACUACUACGGUAAGGAGUCAAAGAUAACCUUUUGGAAUCAAUGUUUCGAGGGCUUGAUCAAACGACUCAACCAGUGUCUAGUGCACUUGUUCGAAUUCGACUUUGGUGCAUACAAAAAGGCGAAACUGGCUGCCAAGAGCUCUCCACUGGAAGCGACUUGGAUAAUUUUAUCCAACGGCAAAAAGGCCAAACGACCUCUUAGUGUCGACUCGUCCCGGAGCUCUCCCGUCCAUAAAAAAAUCGCCACUGCUAAACAAGGUGUGAAGGCUUCCAAAGCGCAACGGCUUCUAAACGGCACCACCCAGCUUUCAACUACCAGGCCGAACUCGGAUACCACCCAGCCGUCCAUGGCCGUGGACGAAACGCUCCCGACCGGGCCAUCCUCGACUGGGCCGGCCUCGGCCGAGCCGACCUCGGUGAUGGCGGGGGCGCGGCCGUUUGAUUCUAAGGUCGUGGAUGCACGAGCAGCGAGUCCCAAGGCGGAAGCUCUCCGGGCACCGGAAGACCCGGUCGAGGGUUCGAACUCGCUGUCUCCUCUCAAACGUCAAGAGCGAAUGGAAGGCGAGUGGGGCGACUACCAGGAGUCUCUGAUCAACCAGAUGGUCCGCAUCCGCAAGUCGGACCCCUCGCGAAAAAACCCUCAGGCCGAACGCGACGCGAGCGAUGACGAUCAGGACCCGGCCGGCGGCCGAGCUGGCGCUGGAACACAAGGCGGACUUCGGACACAAGGCGUGGCUGCGACGAGCGGCUCCGCCAAAGGCAGUAGCUCCGCCAAAGGCAGCGCCGCCGCUCCCGGUGGCCCCAAUCAACAGCAGGCCGCCGGGACCGCCGCAACUGCCGUCGGAAUGCUUCUUGACUCCGGCAGCAAGACUGCCACGCGCGACUACCCUGAAUUGCUCGAUCUCGCCCUCGGACGAGACGUAGGCGGACACGAGACGGCUGGUAGGGAGACGGCUGGUCCAGAGGCAAUUGGUCCAGAGGCAAUUGGUCCGGAGGCAAUUGGUCCGGAGGCAACUGGUCGGGAGACGGUGAUUACGCUCCGCGAGCCCGUCGCGAUGCCUGGAGCCCGUGCAGUCACACAGCUGGUUUUGGAAGACGCAGUGACCCUUGAGAACCCCCACGGACUGGACAAAGAAGAUCCAGACCGCUUGCCGGACACAAAGGGCACCGCUCGGCGGGAAACAGCCGAAACGCAGGUGACUGAGGCGGCUGCAGAAGACGCGAAAGACCGUAAGCAGACUGGUGACUACGUCGAGUUAGCUGAACAUCACAGUACAAUGGCUGUCGAACUACCAAGCGAGCCGGAAGUUGCUGACUCAAUCAUGGUUGCGGAAGGAAAGGUUGCGGACGCGCAGGAAAUUAGCGAGCAGGAUGUUGCUAAGCACAAGAUUAUUGAUGAGAAGGUCACCGAGCACAAAGUUACUGAACAGAAUGUUGAUGAGCAGAAUGCUGCUAAAGAGACGGUUGCUGCCGAACAGACGGUUGGUGCUGAAGAGGAGGUCGCUGAACAGACUGCUGCUGAGGAGGUCGCUGAACAGACUGCUGCUGAGGUGGAUACCCCGGAUGUCGAUAUCACCGCGCAGAUGAAUGAAACAGCGGAGACAAUGGUUGAGGAGCCUGAGCUGGAUAUUACCGACCAACUUCGUGAGACUAUGGAGCUGGACCAAGAUGAGAGGACGUUUGCUAAGACCCAUUUAGCCGCGGCGACCGUCGACGCGGUAAUGACUGAGUGCACAGUGGUCGAGGCGGUGGCAGAAUCCGCAGUUAUGGCCGUCGAGGAAAGCAGAGUGUCGGAUGACGAACAAGUUGGUUUGACCCAGCAGGAGUCCGCAAUUGAGACCGGUGCCGUGGCCGCGGGCGAAAAGAUGCGGAGAGAGAGGGACGAGGAGACACCGGAGGAGAACGCCAGUGACCGAAGCGGUGAGGAGUCCCCGGAGACUUCGUCAGACGAGGAGCAGCUAGAACAGGAGCCUACUCCAGGCGCUUCACCCAUUGAGCGUCCUGCCACCUCACCGCCCCCUCAACUGCAGACACCAACGGAACACACCCUAGUUGAACAGACGCUUUCCUCCGAGGAAUUCACUCGAUCAGAGAAAUCAGCCCGUGACCAACCAGACGAAACCAUCGCUGAGACUCUAGCUGAGGCCAUCAGUGAGACCGUAUCUGAGUCUCCCUUGACUACAGGUGACACUCCCACGACGAACGCAGGAAUGGAAACAAAACAGAAAGAGCGUGAAAGUAAAAGGCCAGAAGACGAACUGGAGGAUGACCAACCGGAAGAUGACCAGUCGGAAGACGGGUCAGAAGUUGAUCAAUCCGUCGAGGAGGCUCCGACUGUCGACGUCGAACUACAGAAGGCGGACGAGCUAACUGCCGAACCGGAGCAUGGAGCGACGGCAUCCGGAGUUUCUCUGAGACCGGAGUUUACGCCAGAAGAGUCCACGCCAGAAAAGUCUGCGCCAGAAGAGUCUGCGCCAGAAGAGUCUGCGCCAGAAGAGUCUGCGCCAGAAGAGUCUACGCCAGAAGGGUCUACGCCAGAAGAGUCUACGCCAGAAGAGUCUACGCCAGAAAAGUCUGCGCCAGAAGAGUCUGCGCCAGAAAAGUCUGCGCCGGAAGAGUCUACGCCAGAAGAGUCUACGCCAGAAGAGGAGGCGACGCGAUCGGAGUCUGGGAGCCCAGAGCGUCCACCGACCGGGUCAGUCGCUGCCGCCGACGCCAAGGGACUGGAGUUCGAGGAUGCGGCGGUCGAAAACGAGGUGGUACAGGGCCUAGCGACGGCUGUUCCGAGCCCGGACGCGGUUCGGAACGGGGAGACGUUGGUUCCCGAAGAGGCGGGUGCCGAAGAGGCGGGUCCCGAAGAGGCGGGUCCCGAAGAAUCCGGUCUUGGGACUUCGGCCCCUGACCUGUCCGACACACCCGUGGAGGAUAUGCCGUCCCGUGCCGCAGAAAACGGAUCGGAAUCGGAGACCGAGGAACCCAGGCCCUGUGAGUCAGAGACAUGUCAGACGGAGCCCUGUGAGCGUGAAGGAGAAACUUCGCACAGCGAGUGCCUUCUCGCCGUGCUGGUUAUAGAGGGGGAAUCGUCCGUCCCCCAACCGGAGACGGAAUGUAUCUCGGUCAACCCGGCUAGUCCAGCCUCCGAGUCGCAGCCGGGUGGUGAGCCUUCGUCGGCCGACGAAGGCUCCCCGCUGUUACAGCUGGGCGGCGGCGACCCCGACAGUCCGGACUCCUGCGAGUCUCCGAGAGAGGACCCUGAGGACGCUGUCCCGGACUCCACGCGAGACGAGUUGAAGGCGGCGGUCCGAGCGGGUAGUCCAGAAGAGAGGGAAGACAGAGGUGACGCAGAAGAAUCCACCACGGACGCGGAAACCUCCCGGCUCCCGACUGCUGGUCCUGGGGAGGACCUCGAUGCUUCGCGACAGGCUAAAGACGAAACACACCAGGAAAUGGCGAACCAGAAAACGGUGGAUCAGGAUACGGUGGACCGGCACGCUACUGCUGCAACUGCGGCUCCCGAGACUACCGCAACGUCUGGGACUGCCUCAGAGGCCCAAAGCCCUGAAGCUAAAGGUCGUGAAGCUGAAAGAUCUGAGGCCGGAGGUCCUGAAGCUGAAAGUCCCGAAGCUGAAAGUCUUGAGGCCGGAGGUCCUGAGGUUAUUUUGAGAACCGCAAGUCCCGCAACCGCAAGUCCCGCAACCGCUUCAGCCGCCAGUCCCGAGGCCGCGCUUGUGGGAGAGAUCUCUUCAGUGGCUGCGAGUCUGGACAGGCCAAGUAGUUCCGAGUCUGGGGCGAAGGUGCGUGAGGAUUCAACGGGUCCGGACGGAUCGGGGUUAACUCCCGAGAGUAGCGUGGCGGACAGUCUGACGAGUAGCCCUGUGACUAGCCGCAGCACUAGCCGUGGCAGUAGCCGAAGCUCAAGUCGUACGACUAGUCGUACAACUGGCCGGAGUACCAGUGGUGCAACUAGUCCCGUGAGUGAAGCCCUAGCUGAGCCGAUGAGUACGACAAGUGGCGGUACGACGAGUGGUGGUACGACGAGUGGUGGUACGACGAGUGGUGGUACGACGAGUGGUGGUACGACGAGUGGGGGUCCGAUGAGUGGUGGUUCGACAAGUGCGGAAUACACGACGCCGAUGGGUGAAGAUUCGCGGAGUCGGAUUGGCACGCCGGCGAGCGGAGCAGUGGAGGCAGGGCACCGGCGCGCGUCUUCUCCGCGGAAACGGUUGGUUACGCACUGGCAGUCAUCUUCUGAUUCAGACUCGGAUUCGGGACGGCCGCGAGGAAAGCGGUUGUUAAAGCGUUCGCGACGGAGUUUCGAGGAUGCGAGUCCUCCGUCAACAUGUGACACAUCGACAGCGCCACGUUUGUCGUUACCGUUGCGUGUGGUGCCGGAGGAGGUGACGAGUGAGGAUGAGUUGAUGGUGCCGGAUGCAAUUUUGCAGAGUGUAGACAAUGACCGCCUGAUAAAAGAAUUACAAGGCCGCGGUUACGUUGUACGUCUUCGUCGACGAAAGGCGGUGGUCGUGGGGGCCCUUAGCCUUGAUUUGAGCACACCCAAGAAAAGACGACGAAGGGAAGACGAACUCGCUGACGAUGUAGCCACUCUGUCUACUCUUCUACCAGACUCUACCUACGAACAACCGGAUCUUAUUAACAAGACUGACGUCCUCAAAACCAUGCAGGCACGAGCCGCAAGACUUACGCGACCUCUGCCACAACUAAUUCUUGAUCCCGAUCGUGAUGACACACCCGUCUAUCAAGUCUUCCUCACCCCUGAACAACAGAACUCACCCACCCGCUCCAGACGCUCAACUGGCACCUGCUCCAUUCUCGUCGUGCCCAAACAUCAACUUACCAGCCGCCGGUCGUACUAA